Molecule: messenger RNA, 1461 nt
Organism: Thrips palmi
Lineage: Eukaryota; Metazoa; Arthropoda; Insecta; Thysanoptera; Thripidae
Product: nanos homolog 1-like
Exons: 6
Coding region: 150-731 (193 amino acids)
Biological process (GO): negative regulation of translation; oogenesis
Cellular component (GO): perinuclear region of cytoplasm
Molecular function (GO): zinc ion binding; mRNA binding
Source: RefSeq, a predicted model, not a curated record
UGCAGCGGCGCAGCUGACUCGACCCACCGGACCGAACCCGUCAGUCAGUUUGCGUCUUCUCCUAUCGUCGUUCCCACGCUCCGGCUUGGACGAAUUCCUUGCCUCCUGACUUUGGUUGCGCAACCACAAUUUUACUUUUCCGUUCCAUCAUGGAUCCAUUCAGAUACCAUGACUCGAAUGAAGGACCUGUGCCUGUGGGCACUCGGAGUCUAUGUCGGAGUGAAAUGCAACUCACCAUGAAAUUGCCUGUUUCAAAUGGUUCAUGCUAUGGACGAACAUUGUCUGUCCCACUGGUGCUUCCUGAGAAACCAGGAGAUAUGAGGGAAGUUGAGAGUUCUGCAGCAAAUCACACGAUCAGAACCACGGCACAAUGUUUGAGUCCUGAUGUUCAUCUCAUCACAACACUAGUUCAACUGAAAUCCUCUAAACCAGAUGGGUUUCUUAGACCUUUAUGGCCAGGCACUUCAGCUGUCAAACCCUGCUGCAGUUUUUGUAAGAAAAACGGCGAGAGGCCGGAAGUCUACAUGGACCACAAACUGCAUGAAGUGACGGAUGAAGGGAAGAGGGUUAGCUGCCCAAUUCUUAGAAGUGUGAAAUGCCCUAUUUGUGGAGCCACAGGAGACUUCGCUCAUACAAUUUCACAUUGUCCCCAGUCUAGCAACAGAGUGUCCGUUGCCUUAAUGCUGAAAAGCACAGCGCGGCAGGGGAAUGGAAGGAAGAGAGUUGUCUAAGACUUAUCAAUUAUGCUAGUGCUAGUGAUGACACAAAAGUAGCAUGGGUUCAUACUUACUUUUGCUGUCUUACUGUAAAUUUUGUCCCAGGUACCUUUGAUUUUGUGUAUUGUAUUCAUCCUGCAGGAUACUGUUUUAAUUGUUUAAUGAACUGCACUGGCAAUAUAGCUUGAGUUCCUUGAAAACUCAGAUUUUUCUGCUUAGAAAAAUUUAUGGUGAUUGUAUUUCAGGAAACAAUUCUGUUUUUGUGAUUCCUCAAAUUGAAAUUCUGUUUUUCAGUCAUUUUAAAAACAAAUUAUUAACCUAUGAUUUAGUUUUGGUGUUCCAAAUGGUUCAAAUGGUUUGGUGAUCCAGAAUGUUCCUGAUUCGAAGGGGGAAAAUUACUGUAGGAACAGAAUUAUGUUUGUGUUCAAUAUGGAUUUGUCAACCCUCUAUCAAGUUUUCCUAAACAAUUUGGAAAAGUUUUAGUUUCUUAUCAAUUAUUUUAUCUUUAUUAUGUGAUCAAUGAUCUUUUUGUUUUAUGAUUCUCCAUGUGGCCGAGAGCUGCAGAAUUAAGAUAAUGAUAGUUUUAUAAAGUAUCCGAAGCAUAUGCUUCCACCACCUGUCAUCAUGUAGAAACAUCUUUUUGAUUCAUCAGGGUGCUACCCGCUUGUUACCUAAGGCGUGUUUUCGUUCCCAAUUUGCUUCUGUUGUGUCCUUAUGUGAAAUGAAGAUGUACGUUUUCUUUUCA